AUGUCGAGGCGCAAGCAGGCGAAACCCCAACACAUCAACUCCGACGAGGACCAGGGCGCGCAGCAGCCGCCCGCGGAGCCUGCAGAGACGGCGCCGGCGGCGGGGGAGCCGGGGACUCCACUGAGCCACCCGGGCGGCGAUGACCCCAGCAUGGACGGGGCGGCGGCCAAGCGGCGCCGGCGGGAGGAGACCCUGGUGUGCGAGAAGUGCUGUGCCGAGUGCUUCAGCCCCGCCGAGUUCGCGGAGCACAAGAAGAGUUGCACUAAACACCCGCCCGUCCUCAUCAUGAGCGAGGGCCCGGGGCCGGCUGACGACUUCCCGGGGGCCCUGCUGAGCCCCCCCGCGCCCCCCAGCCCCGGCCGGCAGGACGGGGGCCCCCGGGAGGACGCGCUGGGGGGCGGCAGCGUCAUAGGCGUCGGGGACCCCCACGAGAAGCCCCUCGGCGCGGAGCCCGGCGGCUACUUGAAGGCGGAGGCGGGGGCCCUGCCCGCCCCCCCGCAGGACAUGAGCUACGUCCCCAAAGGCAAAGUGGCCAGCACCAACGUCACGCUCCAGGCGCUGCGGGGCACCAAGGUGGCCGUGAACCAGCGGAGCGCGGACGCGCCGGCCGCGCCCCUGCCCGGCGCCAGCAGCCUCCCGUGGGUGCUGGAGCAGAUCCUGUGCCUCCAGCAGCAGCAGCUGCAGCAGAUCCAGCUCACCGAGCAGAUCCGCGUGCAGGUGAACCUGUGGGCGUCCCACGCGCUGCACGCGGGCGCCGAGCCCCUCAAGACGCUGGGCGGCCCCGUGUCCCAGCAGGUGUCGGCCGCCGUGGCCUUGCUCAGCCAGAAAGCGGGCGGCCCGGCCGCGCUCGCCCUGGACGCCCUGAAGCCGGCCAAGCUACCUCACGCCGCCCCGUCCCCAGCCGCUGCCGCCGCCGCCGGCCGCGAGGUGUCCCCAGGGCUGGCGGCCCUGGCCCUGAAGCCCGACGGGCCCCGCGUGGUCCCCGGCGUCCUCUCGCGGCUCCCCGGCGCCCUGCUACCUCAGGCCCCCGGCUCGGUGCUCUUGCCGGGCUCUUUCUCCACCGUGGCGUUAGACCCGGCCAAGAAAGGGAAAGGGAAGCCCCCCAACAUCGCCCCGGUGGACGCCAAGCCCAAAGACGAGCCCGCCCUCUACAAACACAAGUGUAAGUACUGCAGCAAGGUUCUGGGGACCGAUAGCUCCCUGCAGAUCCACCUGCGCUCCCACACCGGCGAGAGACCCUUCGUGUGCUCGGUCUGUGGCCACCGGUUCACCACCAAGGGGAACCUCAAGGUGCACUUCCAUCGCCACCCCCAGGUGAAGGCCAACCCCCUGCUCUUCGCCGACCUCCACGAGCGCGUGGCAGCCGGUGGCGGCCCCCCCUAUGUCCCCGUAGACGAAGCGAGUCUCGGCUUAGACAGCAAGCCGGUCCUGGCCACGGGCCCCCCCCACCUAGGGCUACCUCAGAGUCUCCCCGCCAGCACGCACCCCAAGGACCCCCUGGGCGAGCCGCAGCCCGGCCCCCCGCCCGACAGCGAGGAGGGCGCCCGGCUCUCGGGCCUGGGGGCCUCCCCGCACGCCAGUGGCGGCGGCGGCAACAGCAGGACCCCCGAGCCGGGCUCCGAGACCCUCAAGUUGCAGCAGCUGGUGGAGAACAUCGACAAGGCCACGUCGGACCCCAACGAGUGCCUCGUGUGCCACCGCGUGCUGAGCUGCCAGAGCUCCCUGAAGAUGCAUUACCGCACGCACACGGGCGAGCGCCCCUACCCGUGCCGCGUGUGCGGCCGCGCCUUCUCCACCAAGGGCAACCUCAAGACGCACCUGGGCGUGCACCGCACCAGCGCGGCCGUGAAGACGCAACACUCCUGCCCCAUCUGCCAGAAGAAGUUCACCAACGCCGUCCUGCUGCAGCAGCACAUCCGCAUGCACAUGGGCGGCCAGAUCCCCAACACGCCGCUGCCCGACCCGCCGCCCGCGGAGCCCGAGGCCGCCACCGGCGGCCCCAACACCGCCUACGACGACGGCUUCCUCCUCGAUGGCCUGGACGGGGACGAGGGCGCCCCCCCGGAGACGCCCGGCGGCUCCUCCAAGGGCCCCCUGCCGCUGCCCAUCCUGGGGCUGCCAGUGCUGGCCCCCCUGGACCCCCCGGGAAAGGCGGGCCCUGGCACUCUGCGCCUGCAGCGGCAGAGCAGCCGGGAGAAUGGCUCGGUGGAGAGCGACGGCUCGUCCUCGUCCCUGGCGGGAGACCAGGAGUACCCGAGCCGGAGUCCAGACGCCCUGGACGCCGUGUCCUCCCAGGCCCUCUCCCCGGCCACUAGCCAAGCGGAAAGUGCCCGCUCCAGGUCUCCCGAGGCCGGCGGCAGAGCGGACGGCUCCGAGAGCGGCCGCCCCGACGUGGAAGGUCGGAGCGGCCUCCCCGCCACGCUCAUCCGGUCCUCGCAGCCCACCCACGUCAAGGUUGAGGUUCCUGGAGCCUUCGCCGGGCCCGGGACCAUGUCCCCCGGCCUGAUCCCCCUGCUGGGGGCCCAGCCCCGGCGCCAGGCCAAGCAGCACGGCUGCGGGCGAUGCGGGAAGAAUUUCUCCUCGGCCAGCGCCCUGCAGAUCCACGAGCGCACCCACACCGGAGAGAAGCCUUUCGUGUGCAACAUCUGCGGGCGGGCGUUCACCACCAAAGGCAACCUGAAGGUCCACUACAUGACCCACGGGGCCAGCAACAGCUCGGCCCGCCGCGGGCGGAAGCUGGCCAUCGAGAACACCAUGGCACUGCUGGGGGCCGACGGGAAGCGGGCCCCGGCCCCCGAGAUGUUCGCCAAGGAGGUGCUGGCCCCAGCCGUGAGCGUGGACCCCGCCGUGUGGAACCAGUACGCCACCAUGCUCCACGGCGGCCUGGCCAUGAAGACCAACGAGAUCUCGGUCAUCCAGGGCGGGGGCAUCCCCACGCUGCCUGUGUCGCUGGGCGCCAGCUCCCUGGUCAACAGCAGCCCCCUUGUCAAGCUCGAGGGCUCGCAGGCGGCCCUCGGUGCCGAGGUGGAGAAGCCCGGCGCGGCCGACAGCCCCCCCUCGCACCCGUUCCCCCACUUCGUGGAGGAGAACAAGAUCGCCGUCAGCUGA
Sorex araneus (European shrew) is the source of this 3108-nucleotide messenger RNA. RefSeq names its product spalt like transcription factor 4 (gene SALL4). The transcript has 4 exons. The coding region runs from base 1 to 3108 and encodes 1035 amino acids. Gene Ontology annotation, biological process: regulation of transcription by RNA polymerase II. Gene Ontology annotation, molecular function: DNA-binding transcription factor activity, RNA polymerase II-specific; RNA polymerase II cis-regulatory region sequence-specific DNA binding. The record is from RefSeq and is a predicted model, not a curated record. Lineage: Eukaryota; Metazoa; Chordata; Mammalia; Eulipotyphla; Soricidae. Gene Ontology annotation, cellular component: nucleus.